AUGGCAUCUCCUCCUAGAAAUCCUCUUCCAGCCGAUGGUGAUGUCCACAACGAUGCUGCAGCACCUGAACCAGCAGAUUCGAAUCUGGCCAUCAUCGUUCAUCCUGUCAAUAUUGAAGCUAUGCCGAUCUGUUUUAUUGAGCCAGGAGACGAGCCGAAUCCAAUUGACCCAGACAACUUCGAGUUCGUGGGCCCCUCUUCCACUGCAGGAAGAACCAGAAGCCCCAGCUCUCUCCUCAAGCUCCAUGAGUCAUCGUCCAACGACUCACCUCCACCAGCAUCAACUCAGGGGGAGACAUCUCAGCCUAAUAUGGCAGCAGCAGCUUCUCAACAUUCUGUCUCUGAAGAUGUUGCUGCACAUGUUCCAGAAGAUGUUGCUGCACCCUCUGACUCAGCCAAUGCCCCUCACCGUGCUGCUGAGGAUGCUGCUCCCUACCAGGAUGAGGAAAUGCCUGACUUUUCUGGGAUGUCCUCUGCUGAGCAUGUAGACAUUCCCACUGUUGAUGCCCAGGAUUUCACUACCACUGAAGAAACACCUUCAGCUCCACAUCCAGAUCCUCUGGAAACUCUGGCAGAGGCAGCUGUUCAAGUGGAUGCAUCACCUUCCCAGACUGAAGAAGAAGAAACAAAUGACGAUAGCUGGGAAGUUCCCCUUGCCACCUUUCGCAAAAAUUUGCCAUCCUCAGAGUCAGACAGUGACUCUUCUGAGGAAUCCUCUCAGAUGCAGGAAGAUGCUGCCCCACUUGUUGCAUCACCUGAGCUAGCAUACAUCCCAGAUGAACUUGAAGACUCCGAAGAAGAGGAAUCCUCUGAGGAAGAAGAAGAAGACCUCUUGUUACAACAGUUUACUCACUCUCUAGCUCUGAUUACUUAUCACCAGUCCAUGGUGGAAAUGGUUCAAACAACUCUUUCUGAUCAAAAAGGGGGAGAAAAAGCUAGUCAUGAAGUUGAAGCAGGAACUUCUCAUCCUUUGGAUGCCAGGGGCAGAGAGCAAGGAGUCAAUGAAGACGGAGCAAAGAAUGAAAGUGAAGCUCAAGGAGCAGAGGAAAGCAGUGGAUCGAGUGCUGAUGAUGGAGGAGCAGCAGCUGAUACUGAAGAGACUUUGGAUAUUAUACUUUAA
Messenger RNA from Erythranthe guttata (spotted monkey flower), 1119 nucleotides. NCBI's taxonomy places the organism in Eukaryota, Viridiplantae, Streptophyta, Magnoliopsida, Lamiales, Phrymaceae. The record is from RefSeq and is a predicted model, not a curated record.